CGAAAAUGUGACACCAAUUCAAGUGACUCUUCAUUUCUGUCACUAAUUUGUGUUUUUAAUCACAAUUUAAACGCUAUUUGAAAGACCAUUGAAUUGACGAAAAGACUACAAAUGGAGACGAAAAUGAUUUGAAGGCAUCGGACGAGUGAUGCGAAAGACGAGACCAACAACUCAUUUGGCGUUUACUUUUCAAGUCUUAUGUUUUUCACACCAAUUUCAUAUCACGUGUUGAGUGCCGGAAGCCAUGAAUAAGUUGUUGGCGAAGUCAUUGCCGGCGAUCUGUGUUGUCGUACAACUGCUAUCAAUGGUGUUGUUUGCCUUCAGCUUCUUCAACGCUGAGGAAGUGGUGUUCACCACAAGUCACGCCAAUGGGAUGGACAGCACCGCCAACAGUAAAGCCGCGGACUUCGUGCGCCGCGAAGACAAAUACAAAGCCAUUGAUGGCUACUGUGCGCGACGGGUG
This is a messenger RNA of Oppiella nova, 463 nucleotides long. NCBI's taxonomy places the organism in Eukaryota, Metazoa, Arthropoda, Arachnida, Sarcoptiformes, Oppiidae. The record is from the annotation of a GenBank genome assembly.